GGAUCGGGAAGUUGCUGAAGUUGGCGAGUGAGUGUCCGGGCCCCGCGUCGGCUCCGGCUUCUUCCUGCUGCCCGGUCGGUGCAUGAUGGAAGCAGCAUGGCCUCCCAUCUCUCCCUGACCCAGCUAUCCAGUGCAAAUCCUGUGUAUGAGAAGUACUAUCGACAGGUUGAUUCUGGUAACACUGGAAGAGUGGUGGCUUCUGAUGCUGCUGCUUUCUUGAAAAAAUCUGGGCUAACAGACUUAAUACUUGGAAAGAUUUGGGAUUUAGCUGAUACAGAUGGCAAAGGUAUCCUGAACAAACAGGAAUUUUUUGUGGCUUUGCGACUAGUGGCCUGUGCACAGAAUGGAUUGGACGUUUCCCUGAGUAGUCUUAAUUUGCCUGUUCCUCCACCUAGAUUUACUGAUACCGGUAGCCCAUUACUAAUCAGUGGAACAGCAUCAGCCGACGUCCCAUGGGCUGUUAAGCUGGAAGAAAAGGCCAAAUAUGAUGCUAUCUUUGACAGUCUGAAUCCUGUGAAUGGAUUGUUGUCAGGGGAUAAGGUGAAACCUGUACUGCUAAACUCCAAACUGCCGGUGGAUGUCCUAGGAAGAGUUUGGGAACUAAGUGACAUUGACCAUGAUGGAAUGUUGGAUCGAGAUGAAUUUGCAGUUGCCAUGUUCUUGGUGUACUGUGCUUUGGAAAAGGAACCAGUGCCAAUGUCCUUGCCUUCAGCUUUGGUGCCACCUCCCAAGAGAAAAACUGUCAGUAUUCCAGGAGCAGUGCAGUUGAUCCCAUCGUCAACAUUCACUAAAGAUUCUCAUCAGUCCUCGUCUCCUGUUGGCAAUUUACCUGCCAAAGCACCACUAACACAGUGGGUUGUAUCACCUGCCGACAAAAUCAAAUAUGAUGAGAUUUUCCUGAAAACUGACAAAGACAUGGAUGGUUUUGUCUCUGGUGUGGAAGCCAGAGAAAUAUUCUUAAAGACAGGACUGCCUUCUAACUUACUUGCGCACAUCUGGGGCCUCUGUGACACACAGGACUGUGGAAAGCUUUCAAAAGAACAGUUUGCCUUGGCUUUCCAUUUAAUUAAUCAGAAGUUAACAAAGGGCAUUGAUCCUCCUCAAGUUCUGACUGCAGAAAUGAUCCCUCCAUCAGAUAGGGCCAGCUUACAGAAGAGCUCUCUAGGACUGACUGCGGUGGCAGAUUUUUCUGCAAUUAAAGAGCUUGAUACUUUAAACAAUGAGAUAGUUGAUCUGCAGAGGGAAAAGAAUAAUGUGGAACAGGAACUGAAGGAGAAAGAAGAUACUAUCAAACUGAGGACAAGCGAGGUCCAGGAUCUUCAAUGUGAAGUGCAGAGGGAGAGCAGUACUCUACAGAAGCUGCAAGCUCAGAAACAGGAAGCACAGGAAAUCCUUAAUGGCCUUGAUGAGCAAAAAAUCAAGUUAGAGGAGCAACUUAAUGAUAUCAGGCAGAAAUGUGCUGAAGAGGCCCAUUUGAUUGCCUCACUGAAGGCUGAAGUAAUGAGUCAGGAAUCUAAGAUCUCAACAUAUGAGGAGGAACUGACCAAAGCUCAAGAGGAGCUAAGUCGCCUGCAGCAAGAAACUGCUGAGCUAGAGCAGUGCGUUGAGUCAGGGAAAGCACAGCUGGGACCUCUUCAGCAGCAUCUGGCGGAUACACAACAGGAAAUCAAUUCAAUGGAAACAAAACUGUUUGAGCUGAAAGAAUUGGAAAAUAACCAAUUUAACUGGCACUCUCACCCACACAACCUACUUGUUAAUGGUACUGCAGAUCAUUCUAGUCUUAGCAACAGCAGCAGUGAAGCUGCUAACCUUAAUGAGAAUGCUGAAAGGGAGAGUUCAGCAGAAGCUGAACAAAUAAACCCCGAGUCUCCAGUAAGGAAUAGCCCUGAAACAACAAAUGCUGCUAUUGGAGAAGAGAAAGAGAUCCUGACUGCAACUGUUAACAAAAAAGUGGGUUUGCAAAUGUUUUUUCAUACUUUUUCCCCCUAGGAAGAUCCAUUUGCUACAGAAUCUCAUCCUCUGCCUGAUCAAGUUACAGAAGCCAAUUUAGACUUCUUCCAGUCUGACCCCUUUGUUGGCAGUGAUCCUUUCAAGGAUGACCCUUUUGGGAAAGUUGAUCCUUUUGAUGGUGAUCCCUUCAAAGAUUCAGAUCCUUUUGCAGCUGACUCUUUUUUCAAACAAUCCUCCACUGAUCCUUUUGUGACUGUGGACACUGAUCCUUUCAGCACAACAAGCAACAGCAAUAAUCCCACAACAGAAACACUGAAGAACAAUGAUCCUUUUGCUCCUGGUGGAACAGCUGUUUCUGCACCAAAUGAUCUAGCUACAGAUCCCUUUUCCUCUCUAUUUGGAAACGAGUCAUUUGGAAGCAGUUUUGCUGACUUUAGCACAUUGUCAAAGGCCAACAAUGAAGAUCCCUUUAUUUCCUCCACAUCAGGCUCUGUAAACAAUGUGGUCAUAACUAAAAACGUAUUUGAGGAACCACCAGCUAAAAAUGAGGAUAUUCCUCCUGCUUUGCCCCCCAAGACUGGAACUCCUACAAGACCCUGCCCUCCACCACCUGGGAAAAGACCUAUCAACAAACUGGAUUCUUCAGAUUCCUUUAAACUGAAUGAUCCAUUUCAGCCUUUCCCAGGCUGUGACGUUCCCAAAGAACAAGAUGAUCAUCUAUUUUGUGACCCAUUUGCUCCCAGCAAUAUUGGUAAAGAGACGGACACGAGCAAUUUUGCAAACUUCAGUGCUUAUCCUUCUGAAGAAGACAUGAUUGAAUGGGCUAAGAGGGAAAGUGAGAGAGAAGAAAAAGAGAGACUUGCAAGAUUAAAACAACAAGAGCAAGAAGACUUGGAGCUGGCUAUUGCACUCAGUAAAUCUGAAAUAUCAGAAGCAUGA
Messenger RNA from Emys orbicularis (European pond turtle), 2889 nucleotides. RefSeq names its product epidermal growth factor receptor pathway substrate 15 (gene EPS15). The record is from RefSeq and is a predicted model, not a curated record. Gene Ontology annotation, cellular component: plasma membrane; cytoplasm; clathrin coat of coated pit. Gene Ontology annotation, molecular function: calcium ion binding; cadherin binding. Gene Ontology annotation, biological process: endosomal transport; endocytosis. Lineage: Eukaryota; Metazoa; Chordata; Testudines; Emydidae. The transcript is spliced from 25 exons.